This is a messenger RNA of Saccostrea echinata, 1749 nucleotides long. Its product is annotated as inhibin beta A chain-like. Lineage: Eukaryota; Metazoa; Mollusca; Bivalvia; Ostreida; Ostreidae. The transcript has 2 exons. Gene Ontology annotation, cellular component: extracellular region. Gene Ontology annotation, biological process: SMAD protein signal transduction. Bases 56 to 1258 code for a protein of 400 amino acids. Gene Ontology annotation, molecular function: growth factor activity; cytokine activity. The record is from RefSeq and is a predicted model, not a curated record.
AGAAAAGGCUGCAGCAGCGCUGAGACUCAGUAAUCAUCUCCGAUGUUCAAAAUGCAUGUGGCUCUUCUUUAUUUCCUUUGAUAUUUUUUGCUUUCAUAGCAACCUUUCUGAAAGAUUCCAUUUACCACUUUACUGUCUAGAGCAUUCCAGGAAGAAGAUGGCAUUUAAAGUUCACGUCAUUACAGCGCGUUAUUACGGAGUGUUUGUCAGUCUGUAUGUAUUGUUAUGCAGUAUCAAUGCAGAUAAUUUUCCCGGUAAGAAAGUUGACUUCAACAAAAUGAUACAGAGGGAACGAAGCUUAAAAAUCAUCAGAGACGCUAUCUUGACAAAACUAGGAAGACCCCCGCAGGAUGAUCCAGGGGUUACUGAAGAAGAAAGCGAGAAGUCAGUGACAACACCGUUAAAACACGAAAACAAAUGCUUUACCGAAAUUCAAGAAAUAAUUGCCUUUUCCGAACCAGUCGAGAAUAUCACGAGCGAUAAUAUUUUCAAAUUCUCCAUGACAAAGGACAAUCGUACACAUGAAAUACAGAGUGCGAGUGUACUUGUACAAGUGAAAUUCAAGAGACGCCGUAAGAAUUCUAGAAAGAAGGCGAAACCACGACGGAUUCGGCUCAUUCUAAGUACCGUUGAUGAAAAGGGGCGCAAACUUCAACAAAUUUCCUCACGAAAAGCCAAAAUUUCUAGAACAAAUUGGUUUAAGCUUUUUCUGCCAAAAUCUUUAAUUGAAGCUGCUCUGAAAUCUGAUAAUGCCAAUAUCAAGUUGCAUAUCCGAUGCAAAGGCUGCAAGAAGUUUGCCAAAUUGGUGCUAUUGCAUGGCACUAAACGGAAGAGGAAACGUGCUGGUAAAACCAAAGGAAGACGAAAGAGACAUCGAUUAAGAUCCCGGAAAUUAGAUAACAGAAAACUAAGUAGGACGAGACCCUUCUUACUUAUCCAUACAAAAAUUAAUAUCCGAGACAAAAGACAGACCAAUGAAUGUCAUACACAAAUGAACCAGUGUUGUAAAAUUCCACUUGUGUUUUCUUUUGCGGAAGCUGGCUGGAGCGAUUGGGUCAUUUCUCCACCAUCUUUUAAGACUAAUAUGUGUAUUGGGGGCUGCAAUUCCGGUUCUCAUUGGGACCGAAAGUUCAAUUAUACAUAUCACUGCACAGAGAAGAAAAACAAGCCCUUACGUAUAAUGUACUUUGACAAUACCGGAGCAGUGAUUAUAAGUAAACUUCCUCGAAUGAUAGUUACAGAAUGCGGAUGUUCAUGACAAGAAAAAUCCCAGACACUUUAUUUAAACACAUUUUUGAACGAAAACAAUUUUGAAAGAAAAAGAAUCGAAUUUUAUAUAGGCUGAUAAAAAAGGAUUGACUGGCAUUUUUCAGUGACAUGUUGCAUUUUUUACUUUAUGCUUUACAUAUCAUUUUUACAUACGUUAGUUUACAUUGUCAACAAUUCUGCUUGUAUUCAAACAUUCUAAUUAUGUUAAUUAUGUCGUGUAUCUUACAAAUGUUGAUCUUGGAUGAGAAGAGCUCUCGUUUCUGUGAUAUUUCCUAAAAUUUUUCACAAUAAUUAUUAUUUAAAAUAAUAGUUUAUUGGCAAAGUAACCUACAAUGUUGUAAAAAGGCAAUGUACGUAUAUUCUUUCUCAUAUACGGGUAUGAAUGUAUAUUGUGAGAUAUAUGCUUGUACCGGUGGUGUGUAAAUAUUGUCCAUGUUCCGUCCUGUGUCUGAAAUAAAUUUACUUUUUGUCUUUAUAAAA